This is a messenger RNA of Sorghum bicolor (sorghum), 3912 nucleotides long. Its product is annotated as type I inositol polyphosphate 5-phosphatase 4. Gene Ontology annotation, biological process: phosphatidylinositol dephosphorylation. The transcript is spliced from 20 exons. Bases 1084 to 2826 code for a protein of 580 amino acids. The record is from RefSeq and is a predicted model, not a curated record. Lineage: Eukaryota; Viridiplantae; Streptophyta; Magnoliopsida; Poales; Poaceae. Gene Ontology annotation, molecular function: phosphatidylinositol-4,5-bisphosphate 5-phosphatase activity; inositol-polyphosphate 5-phosphatase activity; phosphatidylinositol-3,4,5-trisphosphate 5-phosphatase activity.
UUCAUCUGCGAUGGAUUGAACUGUCUCAAGCUUCAAAGCCCACAAAUCUUAUGAGCACAGAACAGGAACCACAGGAUCAAAGGAGGAACCAUUUAAAGCUGUCCUGUUGCACAUUUGGGAAAUCAAAUCUUCCCACUCUUUCACAAGGUUGCUGCAUUUCAGCCAUAUGAUUUCUGGCCUGGUUUUCUCUUUUAAGCUGGAGCAUGGCAGCUGCAUAAGAUGGAUGGACCACUGAGACGGUUUUUUUGGGGAAGGUUCAGAGAUGGCAAGAAUCCAGCCCUCGCGUGGAUGUACGUGUGCAGAAAGCACUGUAGAGUUCAGACGGAUUGGUCACUUCUGGUAAGACCGUCCUGCCAUAUGAGCAGAUGAUCAUUGAAAAUGGAUGUCACGUGAUUGGCACAAAGGUUCUGCUGUCCUAUUCUCAAGUGUACGAAGAAAGAGAGCAUGUGUAUGGGGUAGGUAACUUCUGUGCAAGGCAACACCCGAACCUUGUCAGUCAAAUUGGUUGCAGAAGAAUCAACCCUCUGGGCUCUGGCUGUUUUACUGCUGAGAUCAGCUCCCUUAUUUCCAUGUCCGUGCUGAGAUCCCCCCGGCCUGUCUGUUUCUGUCCUUUGGAAAAUCUUGGAAGUAGGCACUAAUGUAAUGUGCAAUCACCACCAUCCAGAUUCCAGAUUCCAGGGUCGCUCUCAAAACUCAAAAGGCACGCACCCAGUGAGUGUGACCCAGUCACCCAGCCCAAGUACCCGCGGAACAAGAGUCCUCCAAAAUCCAUGUGGCUGACUGUGACGGGUAGCCAGGUGUAGCUCCAUUCCAAGUAGCCUCCUCCUGGAAAUAGUACCCGUGAAGACCCAGGGAUACAAGAUCCAGCAGGCCAAAGAGGGAAAGACCAAUCUUCUCGAGCCGAAGUACCAAAGCAUAUCAAAAGAAAGGAACAAGGAAAAACAAACAAAAUAGGGGGAGGGUCCGUAUCAUAUCGGGUGCCGAAAAACACAGGGAAAAACGCCUUGGAACGGAGAAAAGCAAGGGUCACGGUGAAGUCAAGCAACAGUCUCUUCGGCUGCAUGAGUGUUCCCUCGAGCAACAAUGAGAGAUGGAAGCAACACCACCAAGAAGAGCAAGUUGUCAUGGUCCAAGAGCUUGGUGAGGAAGUGGUUCAACAUCAGGAGCAAGGCCCAUGACUUCCAUGCUGACGAUGUACCCGCGAUUGGUAGGACAGUUGCGGGAGGGGGCGAUGAUGAGUGGAGGAGGGGCAGCAGCUUCACCCGUAGGGAGCCUAGCACAGUAAAGAAGAGCAAGACAGAGAGGUCCUCGAGGAGGAGCAAUGGGCACUCGAGGCGGGGAAAGAUCGACCUUGAUGCCGCCGAAGCUACAGUGACAUUGGACUAUAGUAGGAUAUUUGUUGCUACAUGGAAUGUGGCUGGCCGUUCCCCGCCAAAUAACAUGAGCCUUGAGGACUGGCUCCAUGCUGCACCUCCUGCUGACAUCUAUGUCCUCGGGUUUCAAGAAAUCGUUCCACUCAAUGCUGGGAACGUUCUUGGGACAGAGGACAAUGUCCCAGCAAAGAGGUGGGUGUCACUGGUCAGGAGGACACUGAACAAUUUGCCAGGUACUAGUGGCAAUGGGAGCUUCCGGACACCAUCUCCGGCUCCUAACCCUGUGGUGGAGAUCGAUGAUGAUUUUGAGGGUUUGUCAUCGAGGCAGAACAAUGCGACAUUCUUUCAUCGUCGGUCUUUCCAGGCUGGGCUUAGUCGGAGUUUGAGAAUGGAGGGUGACAUUCUUGCUCCUCAGCCAAGGCUGGAACGUCGGUACAGUGUCUGUGACCGAGCAAUCUAUGGUCGUAGGCCUAGCGACUAUGAGAACAACUACCGAUGGGGUGGAUCAUCAGAUGACGAGAAUAAUACUGGAGAGUCUCCGAGUACUGUGUAUUCACCAAUGUCAUAUGGAUACGGCAAUGCAUCAUCUCUGGAAGAUAGUCAGAGACGAGCUGGUCAAACUAGAUACUGUCUGGUGGCAAGCAAGCAAAUGGUGGGAUUGUUUCUGAUGAUUUGGGCUCGGAAAGACAUAAGAGAUGACAUAAGAAAUCUGAAAGUUUCUUGUGUUGGGAGAGGACUGAUGGGCUACCUUGGGAAUAAGGGUUCAAUUUCGAUUAGCAUGUCAUUGCACCAAACAAGCUUCUGCUUCGUCUGCAGCCACCUGACUUCAGGACAGAAGGAAGGUGAUGAGCUGCGGAGGAACUCCGAUGUGCUGGAAAUCCUCAGAAAGACCAGGUUUCCAAUGGUCUAUGGGCAGUAUGAGCAUUCACCAGAAACAAUCUUAGAGCAUGAUCGAAUCAUCUGGCUCGGGGACCUAAAUUACCGAAUCGCACUUUCCUAUCGGUCAGUGAAGGCCCUUGUCGAGAUGCGCAAUUGGAAAGCCUUGCUAGAGAAAGAUCAGCUAAGGAUCGAGCAAAGAGGUGGAAGAGUAUUUGUUGGGUGGAGUGAGGGGAAUAUAUAUUUCCCACCAACAUACAAGUACUCAAACAAUUCUGACAAGUAUGCUGGAGAUGACAUGAACCAGAAGGAAAAGAGGAGAACCCCGGCAUGGUGCGACCGUAUUUUAUGGUACGGAAGAGGCCUUGGUCAACUGUCAUACGUACGAGGUGAAUCUCGCUUUUCGGACCAUAGACCAGUCUACAGCGUCUUCAGUGCUGAAGUGGAAUCAAUCAAUCAUAGCCGGAUCCAAAAGAUGAGUUGCUCAAGUUCUCAACUGGACAUUGAAGAACUGUUGCCUUACUCAUAUGGAUACACUGACAUCAACCCAUAUGGAUACGACCUAAACUUCUACUGAAAGAGUUGAGGAUUUCAGUCUUCAGCAUCCUUUGAAUGCUGAAUCCAGUAAAUAGUGAUGAAAAGAUUAUAUUUUUCAUGAAAGAUCCAAAAUUUGUUGGACCAAAGCUUCAGCUUGUGAUAGCCGACCUGCGCAUUGUACAUCUUCACAAGUGCUAGGAUACAUAAUAGGCAAGAUUUAACUACUCGAGAUAAGCCAAGGGCCAUGUUCUGUGAACUCUGAACAAAGUUACAUGCUGCAACGAGGGCGUGGUUCACUGACUUCGAAGAGAAUAAGCAACAAGAUGGCCACUUACAGAGCAAACGGUUCGUUUUUUGGGGCAGCCAGUACGAUAUUCAAUCAUAAGCCCAGGAGACUUUGGUCACAGCAAAGAUCCUACUGGUAGCAACGGCAAGCGUGCGUCAGAUAUUUUUUUCCUUUUUACCUGUACAUUGAAGGGCAACGUUUGCAGACAGUAACGACAAGCAGCCCUUUGUAUAGUUUAGUCUUCUGUGGUUAUCUGUUGAAAAAAAGGCCCAUGAAGCCUGCAUUGCUCGUAUCAUUUCCAUGGAUGGAAAAGGGAUGUGUAGGCCAUGAUUGCCAUGUUUUUUGGUUUUAUGAGCAUCGUCUGAAUCAGUUGAGCUGACAAAAAGGCUACCUGUCACAUUUUCACCGGCCGUCGUCGCUCUGCAGGAAAAUGUGUGUUCUUCCCCUCUUUUCACUGUACCUGGCUGGGGCUAGGUGAAAAAAAACCUGCUGCUGGAACCUGCAGACUUGCAGAGACAUCUGUGAUAUACUUUUCUGUUUGCGUUGCAAGUGCUGAAUUGCAAGCGCACGCCGUGAUGAGGUCUAGCAAGGAAUGAUUUUGGCUAGCAGUUGGUGUGCACUGCAUGAUGGUCAGAUUGAGUGCACCCUGAACCUACAUCAGUGCUGCAGACCGUUCCCAUUGGACCUUGCAUGGAGUAGUGUGGUUCAGUCUGGCAUCGGCUGUUGGACUGCAGAGGGAGUGAGGGUCUCAAAUUUUAGCAGACAUGCACUUGCUAUAUAUUACUGUUGAGCUACUGAAGAUGUAAUCAUUUUUAUAUUAAUAGAUAUUGUGCUACUGAA